Molecule: messenger RNA, 1465 nt
Organism: Lemur catta (Ring-tailed lemur)
Lineage: Eukaryota; Metazoa; Chordata; Mammalia; Primates; Lemuridae
Gene: RPL4
Product: ribosomal protein L4
Exons: 10
Coding region: 92-1378 (428 amino acids)
Biological process (GO): translation
Cellular component (GO): ribosome; cytosolic large ribosomal subunit
Molecular function (GO): structural constituent of ribosome; RNA binding
Source: RefSeq, a predicted model, not a curated record
AAGGUUACAUACAGAGCGGGAGUGGUGAGCACUUCCUUUUCCUGCAGGAGCCGCCGGGUUGAGAGGAGCGUGGCCUUCUCCUCUCCCCGCCAUGGCUUGUGCUCGUCCACUGAUAUCGGUGUACUCCGAAAAGGGGGAGUCAUCUGGCAAAAAUGUCACUUUGCCUGCUGUCUUCAAAGCUCCCAUUCGACCAGAUAUUGUGAACUUCGUUCACACCAACUUGCGCAAAAACAACAGACAGCCCUAUGCUGUCAGUGAAUUAGCAGGUCAUCAGACCAGUGCUGAGUCUUGGGGUACUGGCAGAGCUGUGGCUAGAAUUCCCAGAGUUCGAGGUGGUGGGACUCACCGUUCUGGCCAGGGUGCUUUUGGAAAUAUGUGUCGUGGGGGCCGCAUGUUUGCACCAACCAAGACCUGGCGUCGCUGGCACCGUAGAGUGAACACAACCCAAAAGCGAUAUGCCAUUUGCUCUGCCCUGGCUGCUUCGGCCUUACCAGCACUGGUCAUGUCUAAAGGUCAUCGUAUUGAGGAAGUUCCUGAACUUCCUUUGGUGGUUGAAGAUAAAGUUGAAGGCUACAAGAAGACCAAAGAGGCUGUUUUACUUCUUAAGAAACUUAAGGCCUGGAAUGAUAUCAAAAAGGUCUAUGCCUCUCAGCGAAUGAGGGCUGGCAAGGGCAAAAUGAGAAACCGUCGUCGCAUCCAGCGCAGGGGACCCUGCAUCAUCUAUAAUGAGGACAAUGGUAUCAUCAAGGCUUUCAGGAACAUCCCUGGAAUUACUCUGCUUAAUGUAAGCAAGCUGAACAUUCUGAAACUUGCUCCUGGUGGGCAUGUGGGACGUUUCUGCAUUUGGACUGAAAGUGCUUUCCGGAAGUUAGAUGAAUUAUAUGGCACUUGGCGAAAAGCUGCUUCCCUCAAGAGUAACUACAACCUUCCCAUGCACAAGAUGAUCAACACAGACCUCAGCAGAAUCUUGAAAAGCCCAGAGAUCCAAAGAGCUCUUCGAGCACCACGCAAGAAGAUUCAUCGCAGAGUCCUGAAGAAGAAUCCACUGAAAAAUCUGAGAAUCAUGUUGAAGCUAAACCCAUAUGCAAAGACCAUGCGCCGGAAUACCAUUCUUCGCCAGGCCAGGAAUCACAAACUUCGGGUGAAUAAGGCAGCUGCAGCAUUACGGGCUAAAUCAGAUGAGAAGGGGGUUGCAGGCAAAAAGCCUGUAGUGAAGAAAGGAAAAAAGCCUGUUGGUGUUAAGAAGCAGAAAAAGCCUUUGGUGGGAAAAAAGGCUGCCUCUACCAAGAAACCAGUAGCUGAAAAGAAACCGGCAGCUGAAAAGAAACCAGCAGCAGAAAAGAAACCUGCCACAGAAGAAAAGAAGCCUACUGCAUAAACUCUUAAAUUUGUUUAUUCCAUAAAGGUCAAAUCAUUUUGGACAGCUUAUUUUGAAUAAAGACGUUAUCAAAGAGGCAGUGAGAAA